Molecule: messenger RNA, 968 nt
Organism: Ipomoea nil (Japanese morning glory)
Lineage: Eukaryota; Viridiplantae; Streptophyta; Magnoliopsida; Solanales; Convolvulaceae
Product: expansin-A10-like
Exons: 3
Coding region: 82-831 (249 amino acids)
Biological process (GO): plant-type cell wall organization
Cellular component (GO): extracellular region
Source: RefSeq, a predicted model, not a curated record
AAUUCAUCUCUCAACCCUCCUCACAUCCUCUCCAACUCCUAAGGACUAAAUAGUAAUUUUCUCUGAUCUUCCCUACCAAAUAUGGGUUUCAUCAUUGUCAUUUUCUUGGUUGGCUUGCUUGCAAUGGCCUCAGCCGGCGAAGGCUACGGUGGUGGAGGGUGGUCAGAUGCUCAUGCCACCUUCUACGGUGGCGGAGAUGCUUCCGGCACAAUGGGUGGGGCAUGUGGUUAUGGAAAUUUGUAUAGCACAGGCUAUGGUACAAACACUGCAGCUCUAAGUACAGCUCUUUUCAACAAUGGGUUGAGCUGUGGAUCUUGCUAUGAGAUGAGGUGUGUGAAUGACAAGUCAUGUCUGCCUGGGGGUAUUUUAGUCACUGCAACAAAUUUUUGCCCUCCAAACAAUGCCUUGCCCAACAAUGCAGGGGGGUGGUGCAACCCUCCCCUCCACCACUUUGACCUCUCUCAGCCUGUCUUCCAACACAUUGCCCACUAUAGUGCCGGAAUUGUCCCUGUUGUUUACCGAAGGGUGCCAUGUAAGAGAAGUGGAGCCAUAAGGUUCACCAUUAAUGGCCACUCCUACUUCAACUUGGUACUCGUCACCAACGUCGCCGGAGGCGGCGAUGUUCAUGCGGUGGCCAUUAAGGGUUCAAGAACUGGGUGGCAAUCGAUGUCCAGAAACUGGGGGCAGAAUUGGGAAAGCAGCUUGUAUCUCAACGGCCAAGCCCUCUCUUUCAAGGUCACCACCGGCGACGGCCGCAACAUCGUCUCCUACAACGCCGCUCCUCCGAGCUGGUCUUUUGGUCAAACCUUCGCCGGCGGCCAGUUCCAUUGAGGACGAUCAGAGUAGACGACCCUAAGUUGUAAUUUACUCCGAAGGAUGAUUGCACUAGUGGGAUAUGAUUAUUACAAGUGUAAAUCUAUUAUAGUAAUAUAAUUCCUUCCAUAUACGAGUUUUAAUUGAACCAUAAA